Closterium sp. Naga37s-1 is the source of this 2382-nucleotide messenger RNA. Lineage: Eukaryota; Viridiplantae; Streptophyta; Zygnematophyceae; Desmidiales; Closteriaceae. The record is from the annotation of a GenBank genome assembly.
AUGCCCUUCCCUAUGCACUCACUGACACCAUGCACUCACUCCCGGUAUGCACCCCUCCUCCUCUCCCUUAACCGCUUUCUCCCCUCCCUCCCUCCCUCUUCCCUUUCGUCUCCUCCACUCCAUUGUCUUCCUAAUGUCUUCUCUUUCGCACUCUUUCCACCAUCUCGUCUUCCCCUCCCCUCUCCCCACUCCCGCCCUCUCCCCACUCCCCUCCUCUCCCCACUCCCCCCCUCUCCCCACUCCCCCCCUCUCCCCACUCCCCCACUUCCCCACUUCCCCUCCUCCCGUCCAUGGCCUCUCCUCAAUUCCCCACCUUCCCCUGCUGCUUGUCUCCCCUUAGAGAGGGUUCUGGCGGAGGGUCCCGGUGUGAGCUACGCGCUCAACUGGUCGUUGGCAGCAGCAGGUGUCACACCAGCAGGCCUCGUGCAAAGAAACGCCAAGCCCGGCAAGUUGGGUGCUGCUGCUCUUUCUGAAUGUUUCUACCGCACCUGCUUCUGCCUCCUCACUCCUCUGUGCUCCUCUGUCCUCCUCUGUGCACCUCUGUGCUCUCCUCCUCGCUCCUCUGCGCCCCUCUGCGCCCCUCUGUGCCCCGCUGCGCCCAUCUGCGCCCAUCUGCGCCCGUCCCUCUGUCCGCCAGCCGCCAAGGCUCCUGCGCGAGUGGCAGUGAAGGGCUCGAAGGAUCUCAGCAAGGCGGACUACAGCAAGCUGCGUAAAGAGGGCCCACCUUUCCUUGCUGCCAUCUGUGUGUGUGUGCUUGACUGGCCAUGGGUAACCCCCUCCCCCCCCCCCCCUGCGCCGCUGACGCUGCUGCCUCCGCUGCUGCAACCAUGCCUGCACACUGAUUCUGAUGCGUUUCGUCCCCGCCCUCACCACUUCCACCCCCAACCACCCACCCUCCCGCUCCACUCCCCCUUCUCGCCCCCCUCCUCCCCGUCAGGUGACGGCCCACCUGUCCUCGUUGCCGUCACGGCACAUCUGUCCUCUUUGCCAUCUGUGUUUGUGCAAGACGGUGCGGUGGGCUCGGCCUCUCUCUCCCACGUGCACACUCGGGCCAUCUGCGACCCCCCCGCCGCUGCUGCUGCCAUGGCUGCGCUCCUCUACCCCACGCCCACGCACACCGUUGCGCCUGACUCCUUCCCGGUUACAGUCUAUGCGGCAAUCAACGUCAAGCACAUGUACUACCCGCUGUGUCAUUCCUCCUCCCCCGUGCCUAUCUUCCCCCAUCCUCCCCGUCCUCCCCGCCCUCCCUUUCCCUCCCUCCAUUCUUCAUUCUGCCACCCUUCUCUCGGGGCCCUCCUCUGCGAGGGCCUGAUAGCACUGGACGGGGACUCCUCCUCUCUCUCAUCACCCGCACUGCACUGGCGGACGGGGCUUCAAUCUGAGCGCCCCAUUCUUGGCUCACCUUCCCUUCCCCGCUCCACCUCCUCCACUCCCCCCACUCCUUUCCUCCUCCGGUUCCCCCCUUUUCCCCCCAGGAGCAACACGGCAGGCGAGGGCCUGAUAGCCCUGGACUGGGAGACCUCGUCUCUCGUCGUCACUGGCACUGCGGUGGCGGACGCGGCUUCCAUCCGAGCGCUUCUCGCUGCUGCUGCUGGCCCCGCUGCUCUCUCCAGGGGCGCUCUGCUGCUUAAUGCUAGUCUCCGUCUCUCUCUUCUGCUCCUGCCUGCCCCUCUCUUCCAAUGCUCGCUACUGCUCCUGUCUCUCCUCCCCACCUUCCCUCUCCCCAGGUUGAUUCAAAGCAAGCCUGGCUCCUGCCUGCUCCUCUCCCCCCCAUCCGCCGCCCCUGUCCUCCCCAAGUCCGCCGCCUUCCCGGCAGAUUCCCUCCUGUGGAGCGCGGGCGGCGUGGCCCGUCUCUUUCCGGCCAAGGAUGGGUCGGCGCCGAGCCUAUACGCCAAGCCGAAUGCAGUGCUUCAAGGUGCUCCCAAGCAAGCAGCCUACUACUUCUUGGCAGGAUACGACGGAACCUCCUUCCAUCCCUCCUUGUCCCCACGCGUCCCCGUCACCCUCCCAUCCCUCCCCCAUCCAUGCCACAGCUCCAAGGUGCUCCCACCAGUGCUCAAGCUCGCCCCCAAGCAAGCAGCCUAUUUCUUCCUGGCCGGAUAUGACGGUGUCUCCUUCCACCCCUCCUUCGCCCCGCCUGCCUUCGCUCCCAAGCCCGCCGCUGCUGCUCUGGCUGCUGCUGCCGGGGGCAAGGGGGCUCUUGCUCUUGCUACCAAGCUGGCAGAACAGCUUGAAGCCACCUCCACUCCCGCUUACCUUGUGAACGUGUCUGAAGGUGGGUGCUCACGCCUCUCAUCCAUCCACUCAUGCAUGUCAUCCCUCCCCCAUGUGAUGCCUGUCAUCCCUCCCCCAUGUGAUGCCUGUCAUCCCUCCCCCAUGUGA